Molecule: messenger RNA, 3694 nt
Organism: Poecilia latipinna (sailfin molly)
Lineage: Eukaryota; Metazoa; Chordata; Actinopteri; Cyprinodontiformes; Poeciliidae
Product: ephrin type-A receptor 2-like
Exons: 16
Coding region: 38-3091 (1017 amino acids)
Biological process (GO): ephrin receptor signaling pathway; protein phosphorylation; axon guidance
Cellular component (GO): plasma membrane; dendrite
Molecular function (GO): ATP binding; protein binding; transmembrane-ephrin receptor activity
Source: RefSeq, a predicted model, not a curated record
GGGCGGAGUCGGUGACGCGCGCAGAGGCCGUUUGUGAAUGAGCAGCAGAUCGGAGCAGCAGCCCUCAGAGCAAGCUGAGUCCCAGCCAAGCGACGGGAGCAGAGCAGAGCAGAGCAGAGCAGAGAGGGGAAAGAAAAGUUUUUUCCAAAUGGAUUUCCUCGGUAGAGUCCGACAUUUGCUGUUCUCAUGUGUGCUCAUUAACGGGAUAUUGGUUACCUUCCAGGCUAAAGAAGAGGUGCUUUUGGAUAUGAAGGCAACUGGAGGGGAGCUGGGCUGGCUGACUUGGUCCCCAAACCAGGGAGACAGAUCUGGGUGGGAGGUCACCCAGAGAACCCUGAACGGCUCUCAAUUUUACACCUACUCCAUAUGCAACGUCGAGGAGCGCGAGCAGGACAAUUGGCUGCGCACCACCUUCAUCCAGAGGCGUCCGUCCGUCUCUCAGGUCUUUGUGGAGCUUCAGUUCAUUGUGCGUGACUGCAACUCAUUCGAUGGAGCCUCGUUGACCUGCAAGGAGACCUUCAACCUGUAUUCGAGCGAUGCGGACGCAGACGUAGGCACGGCCUUCCGUAAAGGUCAGUUCAGGAAGGUUGCCACCGUCGCUCCAGAUGAGAUAACGAAGAAAAAUGGCAUACGCAUCAACACGGAAACAAAAGUUGUGCAAAGCUUGUCCCAGAAGGGUUUCUACUUGGCCUUCCAAGACAUCGGAGCCUGCAUCGCUCUCCUCUCUGUCAGGGUGUACUACAAGACUUGCCCGGCCACAACAAAGAGCCUCGCUUCGUUCCCUGAGACGGUAGCUGGAGGUCUCAACCAGCAGCUCAAGAAGGUCUCUGGGAAGUGUGUGGACAAUGCUUACAGCGAGGACUUGCCCCACAUCUACUGCACUGCGGAGGGAGAGUGGGUGGUUCCAGUCGGACAGUGCCAAUGCGAUGCUGGGUUUGAAGAGGUUGAAGACGCCUGUCAAGAGUGUCAGCCAGGCUUCUUCAAAGCUGAGGCGUCCAGGGACAAGUGUGAACCAUGUCCUGCCAACACCCAGAGCCAGGACUCCAGGUCUUUGUUCUGUGUGUGCAUGGAUGGCUUCUACCGGGCUCUUACAGACCCCGUGACUGGACCGUGCUCAGGCCUCCCUUCUGCACCUCGAGGUCUGGUGGCCACUCCCAACUCUCUUACUCCGGGAAAACUCCUGCUCUCCUGGCAGCCCCCCGAAGACACCGGCGGUCGAAGCGACAUCACCUACAGCGUCGAGUGCCACCGUUGGGAGGGCUCGCAGCACCUGCCCUGUGGAGAGAAAAUUCGCUAUGACCCAGCAAACACGGGCUUGCUUGACACGAAGGUGUCAGUGAGUGAACUGGAUCCUUACUUGAACUACACCUUCACUGUGGAGGUGCACAGCGGCGUGUCCAUGUUUCCCAGUCAACCAAUGCCGCGCAGUUUCAAGCCGCAGUCCUCUGCCGCGCUGAACACAUCCCUUCACUACACAGACCCGCCCAAAAUUACAUCGAUGCGUCUGGUCGAGCGGGACUCCACCAGUUUGUCUCUGUCCUGGGACGUUUUCCCUCGUCCACGGGUCCAGUCCCAGCCAAUCCGCUACGAACUCGCCUACCGCAAAAAGGACAAUAAAAUCGACGUAACUACAUACGUGGUGCUGAAGCUGGAGAAAAACUCUGUGCAGAUCAGCGAUCUCUCACCAGGCACAGCCUACCUGGUCAAGGUCCAGGCCCUGGGUGAUGACGGCAACCAAGGAGUUUCCAGCUUGGAGGAACAAUUUGAGACGCUGUCUGAAGGUCAGCUCAACAAGACUGCUGUUAUCCUUGCUGGGGUGGUUGCAGGAGUAGUCACGCUGCUCAUUCUGAUCGUCAUCGUUUUCCUGCACAGACGAACCAUCUCCCUGUGGCUCGCAGAGCAAUUAAAACCACUAAAGACGUACGUGGAUCCACAUACGUACGAGGACCCCAAUGUAGCCGUCCUCAAGUUUGCCACUGAAAUCCACCCGAGCCACAUAAGCAAACAGAAAGUCAUCGGAGCUGGCGAGUUCGGAGAAGUUUACAGAGGCUCCCUGAAAGCGCCUGGGAAGAAAGAGGUGGCGGUGGCGAUAAAGACGCUGAAGCCCGGCUACACAGAGAAGCAGAGGCAGGAUUUUCUGAGCGAAGCCUCCAUCAUGGGACAGUUUUCCCACCAGAACAUCAUCCGUCUGGAGGGAGUGGUGACCAAAUUUAAACAUGCGAUGAUCGUGACUGAAUUCAUGGAGAACGGAGCACUGGAUAGAUACCUGAGAGAUCAUGACGGGGAGUUCUCGUCUCACCAGUUGGUGGGAAUGCUGCGUGGCAUCGCCGCAGGCAUGAAGUACCUUUCUGAAAUGAGCUACGUUCACCGUGACCUGGCUGCCCGCAACAUCCUGGUCAACACAGCCCUGGAGUGUAAAGUUUCGGACUUUGGCCUUUCCCGGGUGCUUGAGGACGAACCUGAGGGGACCUACACCACCAGCGGAGGCAAGAUCCCCAUCCGCUGGACGGCCCCGGAGGCAAUAGCCUACAGGAAGUUCACCUCGGCAAGUGAUGUGUGGAGUUUCGGCAUUGUCAUGUGGGAGGUCAUGGCGUUUGGGGAACGGCCUUACUGGGACAUGAGCAACCACGAGGUGAUGAAGGCCAUCAAUGAGGCGUUCCGGCUGCCAGCGCCCAUGGACUGUCCGUCGGCCGUCUACCAGCUGAUGCUUCAGUGCUGGCUUCAGGAUCGCGCCAAGAGGCCGCGUUUCGGAGACAUCGUCAGUCUGCUGGACAAGCUCCUGCGCAGCCCAGACUCACUAAAGACCAUCGCAGACUUUGAUCCACGGGUUUCCAUCCGCCUGCCCAGCACCAGCGGCUCGGACGGCUCCCCCUUCAGGUCGGUGUCCGAGUGGCUCGAGUCCAUCAAGAUGAGCCAGUACAGCGAGAACUUCACCCGCGCCGGCGUCGUCACUAUGGACCAGGUGCUGCAGAUGAAGAAUGAGGACAUUAAGAACAUCGGCGUGCGACUGCCCGGCCAUUUGAAGAGGAUAGCUUACAGCAUCUUGGGCUUGAAGGACCAGACCAGCACCCUGAGCGUGUUUGCUGUGUGAUCCUCCGAAUGAAAGGGAUGUGAAAUUGGACACAGGCAACCCUUUGAACUCCCCGGCCAAGCUGGAGCGUUCUGCGGGGAACGGCACCCAAACGGCAGAACUAGGAGAGAAAUGUGCCAAGCUUUUGGGCCAAAUUGAACAGAAUAAUUUUCUGUUCCUUCUAUAGUUUUUCUUUUUUUUUUUUUUUUUACCCACAGGGAAACGGAGCACAUACCUUCAACAGAUGUGUAAUGUAGACUUUUGAUAUUUAAAUAGCUAUUUUUGUACUAUAGUUGUCUUCCGUACGGAUGCGAUUCGUCGCUCAUUCACUUUCGUCCGUUUUCCAUUCCUGCUUCAGCUUUAUGAAAUUGCACCCUGAGUUUGUUACGAAAUGAACAGGGAGAACGUUUGUAAGAGCAGCAGAGUCCAGUCAGAGUUCAGAUUAUGAGUCUCUCACUGAUUGGCUCUCAGGAGGAUGAAAUGAGUUUGAGCUAAUUCAGAUUUAGGGUUAAAAAAAUAAAACAGGUUGUGAAUGUUUCUGCUGGUUCUGUGCAGAAAUUAAGCUAUGAUCUUAUGGGUGGUGUUUAUAUACAAAAAAAACAAAACAACAACAAAAAAAACACA